CGGAAGUGUCGGGAGUACGUGGCGAAGAUUCGUUGGGUUUUGUUAGCCGAGUGUGUACUGUUUGAGGUCGGACGCUCCUCAAAUUAAAUAGGCUGUCGCCUGAGGCCUGUCCCCUGUCCUGGUUCUCCGUAGACUCCCGUAGCAUACCGCCCCUCCCCUCUCUACCUUUGACACCUUGUGUGUGUGUAGUAUCGAAACCAAGCGAUUGUACAAAUGAGAGCGGUGGGUUAAGCUCGGUAUGCAGUUCCGACUGCGGCUUUCUCUCCGGCAGCUGCUCAUUCAGAUGGCCCGGAGACCUGACCUGCUGUGUGGAGCCAUCGUGCUGAGCUGCACCCUCAUCUUGUCUGUCAAAUUCGCCUACAGUCGUGCUAAAAAUGUGGUAUCCCCUGCCCGACCACCUGUACGAUUUUUCUCGCCCAGUGCACCUAUUAUUGACUUGUACUUGGGACAACUAGAUCAAGUUGAAAGGCUGAGGAGUAACUCUGAUGUCACUCUAAUUUACUUCUACGCUCCAUGGUGUGGAGAAUCUAUCUCGGCAAGGGUGGCGAUAGAGCAGGUUGCUAAGAAGCUUUCGGACCAGGUGCAAUUUAUAGCGAUAAACUGCUGGUGGAACCAAGGAAAAUGCAGAAAGCAGAAAAAUUUUUAUUACUAUCCAGUUAUAUAUGUGUACUACAGAAGGUUUGGGCCUAUUGAGUACACUGGCCCUUUUACUGCUGCCUAUUUGGAGAAAUUUGUCCGAAGAGUUAUUGCUCCUCUUGUUUACAUACCUUCUGAAGAAAGGCUCAAAAAAUUCUUGUCCCAUUAUGAGCCUGGAGUUCUGGGUUAUUUUGAAUUCAAUACAUCACCUCAGCCACCUGGAUACCUAACAUUUCUUAUGUCAGCUUUACAGGCACUUAAGAGAGAUUUCCAAGGUGUGUUACGCUUUGGUGUAAUAACAAGUAGGCAGCUGGCAAACCGUAUUUCCUUGACCAGCCAUGGGACAGUCUUCAUGCACAGGCAUUUUAACACUUCUUUGAUUUUCCCACGUCAUGCACUAAACUUUACAUCUGAGAAUAUUUGUAAAUGGGCAUAUGAAAAUCUGGAGUUGUUUUACCGAUGGUUGAGACCACAUGGUGGAAAGAGCCGUUUGAUGGACAAGGAGUUGAAAAAAGGGGCUGCUUUGUUGGUAUUCCUCCCAUUUGACCCACUGGCUGAGAGCCAACCGCAAAUUGAUGAGGUAGCAGACAUUGCUCUACAAUAUCAUAACUGUAAUAGAAUCCCAACUUUGAGUCCAUCUCUGGAAGCAAUGGGUAUUAGGACCUCACCAGAAUACUCUGCCUUCCAGUCAAGCCGCUUUCUAUGCUGUAACACGGUGGUUAUUCCUCAGUGGCACUCUGUCUCCAGAAAGCACAAUGUGUGUGAACUAUGCAUCAAUCACUCUCUCAGCAUUCAGCCAACCAAGCUUGAGGCAGGGCACUGCCAAUUUCAGGAGAUGGGGGCUGCUCUAGACUCAUUCUACCUCAGAGAACACACUUUUACUCGCUUUAUGUCACCAAAUGUUGAGUGUAGUAACAUCCAUGAUUUACACAACCCUUUCCGUUACUAUUCAGCAUGUUGUAAAACUGUAAAUACAAGCCUUGCAAACAAUACAGCAUUUUUGCACCCAUCUGCCAUUUGGAGGCAUGGGUAUAUAACAUUUUCACAGGUCAAAGAAGCUCAUAAGGAUCCUCAAAAUAUUGUUCCUCACAUUGAGGAUGACAUUUAUUUGCCCUUUAGGACUACCAGUGUUACUGGGCUCAAAUGUAUAACAAAUAAGACUCUUCAUUUUUAUCUGUUGGAUUCUUAUUUGCACUGGACGUUUGCAGUACGACUAGGUGCUUCAGAGAAUGAGACCAUGAAGAAGUUUGUAACUAUAGUGAAUCUUCCUGAAGAGAUUCACCAUGUUUUGGAUCAGAAAGAAGCAAUUAAGAAAAAUCCACUAGAAGCGUUUAUUCAUAACUACAGCAUCCCAUACAGUCCCCUGAAGAGACAUCUUGUUGGAGAUACUAAUUCCGAAACUUUGAGAGAUACCUUAAUUAAAGAAGUAACAACAAAAACAUUUAACGAUACAGUGAUGGAUCCUGAAAAGGAUGUCCUCUUAUUCUACUAUACACAGUGGUGUGGAUUUUGUUCUGUCCUGAAUCAUGUCCUCAUCCAGUUGGCUCAUUUUUUUCAGUUUAACCAGAUGUUCACUGUAUCCAGAAUAAAUGCUGCUAAAAAUGAUCUGCCCUGGGAGUACAUGGUUGACCGGUUUCCAACUAUUCUUUUCUUCCCUAGUGACAGAAAGCACUUAAGUGUGAAGUUUCCUGAUGCGCCCAUCAACCUCCCCAAUCUGGUUCGCUUUGUCAUACGGUAUUCAAGUAGGCGCUCCUCUUCUGAAGUUCAUGGCCAGGCUGCUCCCAAUCCUCCUACUAAGGCAGGAAGUCUGCAAGCUCAGAUGGUGCUCUUGGAGAAUGACGUCCAUAAACUACGCAGAGAGGUCCAUACCUUGCAGCUAGCAAAAGAUCAGCUCUCAAGGCAACUUUCUGAGGUUAGGCAUGAGAAGCGGCAACUUACAAUUCAUGCCCACACUCUAGAGAAGAGGAACACAGAGCUUCAGCUUCAGGGUAACGAACUUGAAAAACUCUACGAGCAGAAGAAGCAGGAGCUGGAUGACACAGUCGAGAAACUCCAGGAGCUUGCUGAUGCUUCUGAGAACUUGCUAACUGAGAACACUCUACUUAAAAUCUUGAUGGCUUCCAUGAAAGAAGAAAGAAAAGCUGCUCUGACAGAAACUUCAUCUUCAUCAGAUGAGCAUCUGCUGGAAAAGUCCGAUUCUCAAAGAGAAGAACUGUAGACGAAUACCAAGCUUAAGCAGGUAGUGGUAGCUGCACAACACUGUGGGUUUCUCCAAGUUCAGACAUCAUAUUGUGAUGAGGUGUUUUUUGGACGCUAACAAAUUGAUGUUCACAUAUGUUUGAGAAACUAAGGAAGCAGGAUAAAAUAUUUUUGGAGAAUCUUCUAGUAAUCAUUUCAUUUCUACAGCAUUUAUGUUAAAAUGACAAUUGUGGUUUCUAUGUUACAAGCUGUCUGAGGGAAGAAAUUGCACAGAUUGUGUGCCUUUAAUUUUAGCUCCUGUAAAAAAUAAGGGCUUUUAUUGGGAUCAGCAAAAGGUUCAAAAACAUCUGAGGUAAAGGUGAAAAAUUCUGAGCGGUGCUUCCAACUGACACUAAAAUCUUAAUGUCUUCUCUUAAUGAUUCUCCAUUUGGAUGGAGGGAAAAAACCCUUAUUACCGAGUUGUAAUACACUUUGGGGAUUCAGGGUUAUAGAAUCAUGGUUAGUUUAAACAUACUACUGCUUUACGUCAGGACUACAGAAUUCAUGAAGGCAAUGUGAUCCGUAAUUGCAAUCUGAAGAAUAAAUUAUUUUGUUUUCUUA
Messenger RNA from Polypterus senegalus (gray bichir), 3435 nucleotides. It is a transcript of the gene txndc11, whose product is annotated as thioredoxin domain containing 11. The record is from RefSeq and is a predicted model, not a curated record. NCBI's taxonomy places the organism in Eukaryota, Metazoa, Chordata, Cladistia, Polypteriformes, Polypteridae. The coding region runs from base 239 to 2854 and encodes 871 amino acids. The transcript has 12 exons.